Messenger RNA from Vespa velutina, 1034 nucleotides. Its product is annotated as galactose mutarotase-like. The record is from RefSeq and is a predicted model, not a curated record. NCBI's taxonomy places the organism in Eukaryota, Metazoa, Arthropoda, Insecta, Hymenoptera, Vespidae. The coding region runs from base 285 to 1034 and encodes 249 amino acids. The transcript is spliced from 4 exons. Gene Ontology annotation, biological process: beta-D-galactose catabolic process via UDP-galactose, Leloir pathway; glucose metabolic process. Gene Ontology annotation, molecular function: carbohydrate binding; aldose 1-epimerase activity.
AUCAUCGGUCGUUUAGUGAAUCGCGUUGCCGAUGGUAAAAUGUGUAUUCAGAAGACAAUCUAUUCGUUGUCGAUCAAUGACAAGUGUAAAAGGGAUCAUAUCCAUGGUGGAUUAGUUGGGUUUGAUAACGUUAAUUGGAAUUCAUAUAUAUUGAACAAACAAGUGGUAGAUCAUAAAUACAACCAAUUGGUUAUUUCUUUUUUUUUUAUCAUUCCGUUCGUUCGAAUCUUUCUAAUGGUAAAAAAAAAAAAAAAAUAAAAAAAAAAAAAAAUAAAAAACAGGUCAUGUCUCAUCUAAGUCCUGCGGGUAGAGAAGGUUAUCCCGGUUAUAUGUUGACACAAGUUAAAUAUACUUGGACGGACGAUAAUCAAUUGCAUAUAAAUAUUCGUGCCACUGCUACUGAGCCAACACCAGCUAAUAUCACCAAUUAUUCUUUGUUAAAUUUGGCCGGCCAUGCUGCCGGUCCUAAAGAAUUAAAAAAGCACGUUGUAACGAUAAAUGCCGAUAGUUGGACGUUCAUGGAUAUAAAAAACUAUUUGCCGACAGGUGCUAUUCGUUCUGUCGAGAAUACCGUCUACGAUUUACGUUUACCGACACAAUUAACCAAAGAAACACUUUAUCGCGUACCAGGAGGAGGUUACAAUCAUAAUCUAUGUAUUUGCAGUCCAAGCUCUUGGUGUUAUCGAUUCCAUGCUAGGAUCAUACAUCCUGAAUCAGGAAGGACUUUAGAAAUUUAUUCGAAUCAUCCUGGGUUACAAUUUUAUACCGGAAACGAUUUGCCCGAUCCUAAUCUCGUUUAUCCAUCAGAUUGGGAGGAUUAUAUUUCAAAAUUUUGUGAUGACAGGAAUCAAACAAAUUCGACGAUUUAUGGUAAAGAAGGUGUCCCGUAUCGCCGACACGGAGCUUUCGUUCUAUCCCCACAAAAUUAUCCUAACGCUAUUAAUAUAGAUAAUUUUCCUUCUUGUAUUCUUUAUCCUGGUAAGGUUUACGUCCAUGAUAUGUCCUAUAAAUUUGGUUUGCUAACCAAAGAUUAA